Messenger RNA from Periophthalmus magnuspinnatus, 2861 nucleotides. It is a transcript of the gene fastkd5, whose product is annotated as FAST kinase domain-containing protein 5, mitochondrial. Lineage: Eukaryota; Metazoa; Chordata; Actinopteri; Gobiiformes; Gobiidae. Gene Ontology annotation, biological process: regulation of mitochondrial mRNA stability; mitochondrial RNA processing. Gene Ontology annotation, molecular function: RNA binding. Bases 313 to 2700 code for a protein of 795 amino acids. The transcript is spliced from 2 exons. Gene Ontology annotation, cellular component: ribonucleoprotein granule; mitochondrial matrix. The record is from RefSeq and is a predicted model, not a curated record.
GCGGCUUCCGUAGGUCAUAUGUUGGUCAGUCAUGGCGGAUCCCGUGGUUCACAAAACUAGUAAAUUUGUUAUCUGUCUUCUUUUUUUUAUCAGCUGCGGCAAGACAAUGUGUUAGUACAGCCUAUGCAUGAAGUAUACGCUCAUCUGCGUAUUGUUUAUAGAUGUAUGCCAAAGGGCGCUUCUUAUUGUGGAGGUCAGUAAACGAAUACCGGUGUCAUUGUAGACAUGUGCUUGGGAGACUGAUGCUCCAACUCCGUAGGACAAUAACUGUUUGGGAUCAGCGUUGCCACACUAUCAGAAAGCAAAAGAUUGAUGGCUACCUCUGUAUUCCAUCAACGUGUGCUGAGGCUACAUUACCUCUCAAGAUUGCAAAAAAGCUUGAUCCUGGCACGUUGUCAGCACAGAAAAGCAGAGCAGGAUGUUGAUGAUCUGGGUGAGACUGAUGAAGCAUCACAACCCGUAGAAGAAGGACCUCAACUUGCAUACAAACUUUUCUAUAGCCCCUCUUCAUAUUGCCACAUCAGAAAUGUACAGACCGUUCUGAGCCAAAGAGACAAUGAAGAGGAUGAACCAUGUCUGCCCAUUCUUACACCUUGUUUCUGGCAACAAGGUAAUACAUAUAGUGUCAGCUCUUCGCGACAUCUUUCCAGUACUAAAAACACUCUGCUUGACUUGGCAUUUAACAAAAGCCCUGAAAUGCAAUCACAGGCACGUAGACAACCAAUCCCACCAGACAUUAGAUUUGAUACACGUGCCUUCCUCAAAUGCAGACCAGAAUAUUCAUGCAUAUCUCUGAAUACUACCCAGCGGCCUUCCCCUACUUCAUUGGACAAAUCCUGGGGGCUAUUAAAAAAAGUUACUGUGCUAAAAGGUGCUUUGAAACCGUCUGAUGUCUCCAGUAUUCUUUGGGAGCUCAGCUCUGUGGACCCCGACAAGACUACACUAGUGAGGAGUGACCAGCGCUUUGUCAUGCUACUUCGAUAUUCAGUUGAAAACCUGCAGCUAUAUUCUCUAUCUGAGCUAUUGGAGGUAUUGCAGGCAUUUGUGUGGCUGGAUAUGCCCUCAGCUCACAGUGUAUUAGCCCUGUAUGAAUCAGAGUUGAGCCGUAGAGUCGACCAAAUGACUUUACACCAGUUUCUGUUCGCUGCUGAUUUGUGGCGCUGCAUUGGGAAGCAGGUGCCCCAAUAUUUGAAAAGCGUUUACGCAUCUGUCCCUUUAUAUAUAGGCCAGAUAAGGACUCCAGAGCUGGUACAACUCCUCUAUAUCAUGGGAGAAGGCAGAUAUUGCCCUAAAGAACUGGUUCAACCUCUGGAACAACUAUUGAUGCGCCACUUACAUGAGCUACAACCAGAAGAGGUGGGCACUGUAUGCUUGGGUCUUUUUAAAUCCCAAACCUCGUUAUCAGAAGGAGCUGUGAUGCGUAUUCUGGACAAGGCGCAUGUUUUUGUGGAGGACAUGAGCGACUUUGGACUAGUCAAUGUGAUGAAGUAUUUGAGAUUCAGCUAUCUGUAUCACAAGGAGUGGUUGGACGCGAUGGGAAAGGAGGUACCAAGGCGUGCACACAGGAUGGGCAUACAGGGGCUCAUGCACAUGGCACUGGCCUGUUCAGCUCUGCAUUAUCGCAAUGACAAUAUACUUACGGCAAUAGCAGAAAGAGUUCCCUUAAUGGUGCCACAUUGUAGGAGUAAAGACUCAUGUAAGCUUUUGUGGGCAUACGGGACAUUAGGCUUUCUCCCUGUUAAAAGCCCAAGUCUGUAUCCUAGUCUGACAGAGGCGCUAAGGCAACGUAAAGCUGAAUUUUAUCGCUACCCAGAACAUCUCCUCACUGGACUUUUAGGGCUUGCUUUCGUCUCUACUUUCCCUGAAGAUUUAAUAUCAUUAGCACUUAGCCCAGAAUUUGUUAAAUUGGCACUCAAAUCAACACAACUAGAUCUGAAGAAAGACUUGUACACUUUAAAUGGCGCCGUCGAGCUGGAACUACCACAUUGGACCGGACCACGGCUGACCUCGGAUCUACAAGAAGAGGUGGCGGACAUGCUUUGGAAAUUCGCAGAGUCAGAUAUUUGCCAGAAACAGGAAGUCGUGCAAGCGGAGUUAUGUUUAAAGGAUUUGCUUGGAGGGGAGGAGUUUGUGUGUAAGAGGAUGAUAUUGCCGUACACCCGCUCCAUCGAUCUAGAGGUGCAUUUGGAUUCAAAGGGACAGCCCAUUCCUGUGACGCCACCAUGCAAUACCACACCUGAAAAAACGUCUUCCAAAAGUGAGAAUUUUUAUAACUGGGACAAAGUGAACAUUGGAGUUAAAGUGACAGAUGAUCUCGUUGCUCAGUUAUUAAAUACCAAAAAUAAAAAGUCAUCAUUAAAAGUCGUAAAGCCCACAUUGCUUCAUAGCGUAGAGCCAGAUGAGGGAGACCUGUUCAAUACUGGCUUAUUCCUGACCAAUGAAGUCACAGACAUGUUAACCAAAAGUUCAGUGUGUAACGAAAAUAAAGGACCAGUGAAACUUGCCAUCCAAGUGUGCAACAGAAAUCACUAUUGCUACCAUUCUGAUCAGCUGUUGGGACUUCACGCCAUGAAGAGGAGGCACUUGAAGCUGAUAGGAUACAAGGUUGUGGAUCUGAACCAUCAGGAAUGGUUUCCCCUGCUGAGGAAAAGUCGAACAGAGAAGCUAGCAUACCUCCACUGCAAGGUUUUCAAUCAAUAAUUACCAAGUGGAUAAAAAUAAAACUGACUGAUUUAUGGGGCUCUAGUUUUACCUCUGUUCAUACUUUAAACAAGAGAAAAAAAUUUAGUUGCAAAUGAAUGUUGUCUGAAUGAAUGAUAUUAAAUAUUCUUUUGUUUACAAUAAAGAAAGUAAUAUAUUUU